This is a messenger RNA of Ascochyta rabiei, 1044 nucleotides long. RefSeq lists its product as uncharacterized. Bases 1 to 1044 code for a protein of 347 amino acids. The transcript is spliced from 6 exons. The record is from RefSeq and is a predicted model, not a curated record. Lineage: Eukaryota; Fungi; Ascomycota; Dothideomycetes; Pleosporales; Didymellaceae.
AUGCAGAUCGUAGCAUCGAUUGUCAUACAAUUCGUGUUGGUGGUGAUUGCACUGGCAAUUACUGUCUUACGAUGCUAUAUUCGGUUGUUCCUCGAGCGCCGCAAGCUGACACUGCCCGACUACCUUGUAUGGGGAGGGUGGUUCAGCACAUUGGGGUUUACUAUUGGCUCCGUUAUAGCGCUUCAACUCCAGUUAAAUCACCCUCUGAUCGAACCUGAAUUAUUAACAGACUCGGUCUCAUAUCUGAAGACGGUAUUCAUAAUGUGCUAUUUCUUCGACUUCGGACUGUACUUCCCAAAGGUCUCGUUGGUCGCUUUCUACUGGUGGCUGAUUCCGCUUGGCUUUCGACGACUUCGAAUUGCCGUCUACGUAAGUGCUGCUUACGUUGGGUGUGCCUUCGUUGCGACCUUGCUGUCAGACACGUUGCAUGCAAACCCAGUCUCGAACAACUGGUCAUUGGAGAAUCAGCUGCUAUCCACAUGGAACUCAUACACCACCUUUGCUAUCAACUGGGCCCUCAAUUGGUCUACUGAUCUCCUUUUAUUCAUCCUCCCAUUCUUCAUCAUCAACCGCCUGAAGUUGCGGAGGCGCCAAAAGAUCGCCCUUAGUGGAGUGUUCUCGCUCGGUCUGAUCACCAUUGUUAUCAGUCUGGCACGCUUCAUCGUGUAUACAGUGACGGAUUACAACGUGGAUGACGCAUCUGGCAAUCUUUGGUGCACAACCGAGAUGUGCACAGCAAACAUCGUUGUUUCGCUGCCCGCCCUGAAAGCCCUCGUCGUACGCUCGAGUCCACACAACACCUCCUACCGCAGCACCGAUGGCUACAUGAACGCUGGCUCUGCAAAACCUCUCAGCAACAACGGAGCAUCCAGAUCGCAUGUGCACGGUGGAAGAAUCAGCGAUGAUGAACUGGAGCUGGUCUUCCAGGGAUCACAGAAGCCGAGCACAAGCGCGUUUCGAACCACAAUUUCGACGGCACAGCAAGACAUAAAGGAUAACGUAAUCAUUACGAAAGACUGGAGUGUUACGACACAUGAUGCAUGA